AUUAAUAUUGAUAUUAUUGUUUUUCCAAUUCUCUUCGGAUCUUCAUAGUUUUCAGAAGCUUCGAGUUUGUUGUAAAGGUAGUUCCUUUUGUUGUUGAGGAAGCUUCUUGAAACUUGAUUUCUUAUCUGGGUCAACUUGUCUCUUCUUUUUUUGGGAUUUUUCAUUGGAGUUUUGAGCAUACACACACACAUCUGUUUUCCGAUUAGACUUUGGAGUGAGAGAAUUAACGUUGGGUUGUAAACGGUUGUUGAUUCUCUUCCUCUGGUUAUGGAGGAGCCUUGUGAGACACUUGACAAUGGUGAAGCCUAUCAAAUAUCUAGAUAUCAUAACUUUAACCAGCAUAGCUCCAGAAGCUUAUCACCCUGGUUGGAUUUGAGAGUGUUCUAUGUCCGGAUAAGCAAUUUCUUGGUGGAAGAUUCGACCCCUGAAGUCCUCAUCAUCAAUCACAUUCCUUUGGAUCCAGAUACGGUUCUGGAGAUUAACGGUGUUAGAUUGGGAAUGUACUCAGAAGGAGGUUCUUCACAGCUCAGGAGAGAUCGAGUAGACAAGAAAUCUGAAGAAGCUACUUAUGUCAGCACAGAUAAUAUCAGGUUAACUGGUAGUGUGAAGUUUGAGGUGUAUGACAAAAAUGAGCUAAUCUUGUCUGGAACUCUUGAAAUGUCUGAUUGUAAUGGGUUCACUGGGGAAUCAAAGAAUCGAUGGAAGAUGAAUUGCGAGGCUGAGAUCACUGCAGGGUCUGGUUUCCUUAAGGAGAAGAGCAUAAAUGGUCAAGACUUAUCGUCUCCAUUGCCAACUAUUGAGGUCUAUGUUGCUGGUUGCUUCUCAAGGAAACCCAUCAUCUUAACCAAGACUCUGCAACUUGGUUUGAGAAAGAAGCAGAGUAGAAGAUUGGCAUUAGAUUCAAUUCCUGAGUAUGAAACUGCAGAGCCUCAGAAAGACACCUCCUCUGUACUUGAUCUUCAGGCAACAGAGUAUGCGAAUUACAAAGAGGAUUACGAAGGGGACAUGUAUUGGAGAAGUGAGUGCAUAGAUGGAGAGAUGUCAUGGUUUAAUGCAGGUGUAAGGGUUGGUGUUGGGAUUGGACUAGGUGUCUGUGUUGGUCUUGGGAUUGGUGUAGGUCUUCUCGUUCGUACUUACCAAUCAACUACCAGAAACUUCAGGAGGAGGCUUCUCUAGCUAGUUUAGUAAUGUAUACAUUUGCACUUUUUUUUACCUUGAAAUUUUGAAAGAAUUCCUCUUUAUAAAAACCGUUUCUAUUUGGGUGUGAUGUGAAUUAAACACUUUGGGUGUGGAAAUGUUGGUGUUUGUUUUGCUGUAAAUAAACGAGUGAGAGUAUAGCUUUUUUUUGUAUUCAGAACUUGGCUGAUUGAGGACUUGCAAACUAGCUCUGUAACUAGAGGAUUACAAGUUCUAGUUAACUGAAUUUUUGGCUU
Messenger RNA from Camelina sativa (false flax), 1433 nucleotides. RefSeq lists its product as uncharacterized. Gene Ontology annotation, molecular function: phosphoglycerate dehydrogenase activity. Lineage: Eukaryota; Viridiplantae; Streptophyta; Magnoliopsida; Brassicales; Brassicaceae. The record is from RefSeq and is a predicted model, not a curated record.